Aspergillus tanneri is the source of this 1416-nucleotide messenger RNA. Its product is annotated as RCC1 domain-containing protein. NCBI's taxonomy places the organism in Eukaryota, Fungi, Ascomycota, Eurotiomycetes, Eurotiales, Aspergillaceae. The record is from RefSeq and is a predicted model, not a curated record. Gene Ontology annotation, cellular component: cytoplasm. The coding region runs from base 1 to 1416 and encodes 471 amino acids. Gene Ontology annotation, molecular function: guanyl-nucleotide exchange factor activity. The transcript has 3 exons.
AUGCCUCCUAAAAAGACCCUUAAAAAGCGCAAGGCCGAAGAUGUUAGCAAGGAACCAGCUCCCGAUUCCAAAAGAGCCCGUGUCGCAAAGCCUCGUGUUACGGAAAAACAAAAAUUGGUUAUCAAUCAAGCGCCGUCUGCCCGCCUAAAUGUCUACGUCUGUGGCGAAGGCAGCUCAGGUGAGCUCGGUCUUGGGCCAGAGAAGAAUGCUGUUGAUGUGAAACGGCCGCGCCUUAACCCUCACUUACCGGCAAGUAGUGUCGGCGUUGUGCAAGUUGCUGUUGGUGGCAUGCACUGCGUUGCUCUUACGCAUGAUAACAAGGUUCUUACCUGGGGUGUCAAUGACCAGGGCGCGCUUGGGAGAGAUACGACGUGGGAAGGUGGGUACAAAGACAUUGGGGACAAUAAGAGUGACUGUGAUUCGGACUCAGACGAUGAUGGGCCUGCCCUGAACCCGCAUGAGUCUACACCUACUGCUAUUCCGUCGGAGGCUUUCCCUGAUAAUACCGUCAUCGUCAAAGUCGCCGCUGGUGAUAGUUCCAGUUUUGCCCUCACAGAUGAUGGCCUAGUCUACGGGUGGGGAACGUUUCGAAGCAACGAUGGUAUCCUAGGUUUUGAUGCCAAUAACGAAGUUCAGAAUACCCCGAUUUUAAUACCUUCGUUGAAGAAGAUCAAAAACCUUGCUUGUGGUGAUAACCAUGUUCUUGCUUUGAAUGACAAGGGCGCUGUAUUUUCAUGGGGAUCUGGCCAGCAAAACCAAUUAGGUCGCCGAAUUAUCGAGCGCAACAGGCUGAAUGGCCUUCAGCCGCGGGAAUUCGGUCUUCCCAAGAACAUUAUUCACAUUGCUUGCGGCUCGUUUCACUCUUUCGCCGUUCACCAGUCCGGAAAAGUUUACGCCUGGGGGUUGAACAGUUUUGGUGAGACUGGUAUCCGAAACGGUGCUGGCGAUGACGAGGCUGCCAUAGUUCACCCCACUAUUGUGGACUCAUUGUCUGGGAAAAAAGUCUCUCAGCUUUGUGGUGGUGCUCAUCAUUCCCUUGCUAUUGCCAAUGACGGUCAGUGUCUUGUAUGGGGUCGAUUGGAUGGUUAUCAAACUGGCAUAAAGAUCGACUCUCUUCCGGACGAGGCAGUCAUUAAAGAUGAGCGCGGAAGACCUCGUAUCUUGAUUGAACCAACCCCUGUUCCAGGGAUCAAAGCAACCGUCGUAGCAGCUGGAUCAGAUCAUUCCCUCGCCAUUGAUGCUGAUGGUCGUCCUUGGUCCUGGGGCUUCUCUGCUACAUACCAAACAGGGCAGGGUACUCAGGAUGAUAUCGAGGUAGCAACUAUUGUGGAAAAUACUGCUGUUCGUGGCAAGAAACUUACCUGGGCUGGAGCUGGCGGUCAAUUCUCUGUGUUUACAGAGCCAGCAAACCUGUGA